CUGUGCUUGGCAGUGACAGCCUCCCGUGUCACUUAUUUACUCGCUUGAGCGUAUUCUGCAAACUUUGUUGGUUUUAAAGGUCACGUCGAGGUAUUUCAACCCCAAAGUGCCUGUUUUGGGAUUAGUUUGACAUAUUUUGGUUUUCGCUUUGGACAGCAAGGUGGACUAUUGGAAUUGCCGUUUAAAAGUUGUUGUCAGAUUCUCUUCGGAGGGGGGGUUGUGUACAUUUCCAAGGGGAGAGUCGCAUGCUUCCCCUGCAUCCUCGUCGUCGGGUCUCUAUGGAGAGUUUGCCCCGGAGGCGCGCACGCUGCCCCUGCACAGCGCCAAGGCCGCCCCGCCGCUCACACUGAAUUCCUCGACCUGGAUACGACGAGGCGACGCACUUAACCUCAUUUGAAUGCCUUUGCAAGGUGUCUGCUGGUUGCUGUGCUGCCGCCAGGGCUUCAGUUUGCUGGGGAGGGAUUAUGGGGAGAAAGAGGAGGAAGAGUCCUUCGAGUUGCGCCAUAAAGACGACCUGACUCCCAAUGGACAGAGUCCAUCUGAGGUGAUUCACGUUUCUCAACCGACUCGUACAACCAAUGGGACAAAUGGAGUGUGUGUGUCAGACGUGGCCGACGAGAUGAGGAGCCUCAUCAUUGAGAAGAACAAAAUGGCUCUGGAGGAAGAACCUGAAAUUCUGGUCAAAGGUUGGCUGCUACGUGAGGUGCGAGGCAACUGGAUCAAGCAGCGACGCUUCUGGUUCGUGCUGAGCCAAGACUCCCUGGACUACUACAGCGGGCCGGAGAAGGGAGCCCGCAGACUGGGGACUCUGGUCCUCACCAGCCUCUGCUCCGUCAUCUGGCCAGACAAGCAGACCUUCAAGGAGACGGGCUUCUGGAGCAUCACGGUGUAUGGGCGGAAGCACUGCUACAGGCUGUUCACCAAGCACUUCAACGAGGCCGUGCACUGGGCCUGCGCCAUCCAGAAAAUCAUUGAUACCAAAGCGCCUGUAGAGACACCAACCCAGCUCCUCAUCCAGGAUAUCGAGGAGAAUAAGUUCAACCCGGAGGCAGUGGAGCACAUCUACCAGCACAACCCCAUCCUGAAGUACACCCAGGGCCCCCUCUACGCCCCUCUGCUGCCCUUCCCCUACGGCAGCCUGGAGCACACAUACCACAACGGCAAAGGCUACGGCUCAUUGCGCGAGGAGGCCGUCAAGCUCUUCUAUUGCCUGCAGCAGCUGGAGUCGUCGCGGGACCCGGUCCCCAUCAUCCAGGGUGUGCUGCAGACCUGCCUGGACCUGCGGCCCCUGCGCGACGAGGUCUACUGCCAGCUGGUCAAGCAGACCAGCCACACGCCCGCCCCCUACACUGCCGCCCACCUGCGCUACUGGCAGCUGCUCACGUGCAUGAGCUGCACCUUCCUGCCUGGAGCCACUGUCCUCAAGUACCUGAGGUUCCACCUCAAGAGGAUCCAGAACCAGAGUCCCGAUUCCGAGAUGGACAACUACGCGUCCUUCAUCAGCGAGGCUCUGGACAAGACCAAGUGUCGUGAGUGUGUGCCGUCGUGGGAGGAGGUCCAGAGGCUGAUGAGCAGGCAGGAGAUGCUGUGCACGGUGCACUACCCUGGACCUGGAUCCUGUCAGCUCUACAUCAGCUCACAUACCACCGCCAACGAGGUGGUGCAGAGGAUGCAGCAGAGGCUCGGCUUGAAAGACAGCAAGAACACGUUCGCCCUGUACGAGCAGAACGCGCUGUGGGAGCAGCCGGUGUCGGGCGGCGCCCUCAUUGCGGACAUCCUCACCAGCAUCUCCAACAAAGAGUCCGAGUCCAAAGGCCAGCUGAAACUCUGCUUCAAGCUCUACUGCCUGCUGGACGCUGACAGCAUCUGUGUGGACAGCAUCGAGUAUCUCUUCCUCUUUGAGCAGUGCCAUGAGAUGGUCGUACGCGGUCAGCUUCCAGCCUGCGAGGAGGAUCUUCAGACGCUGGCGGCCCUCAGGCUCCAGUCCCUCGUGGGGGACUUCAGCAUGCACGCGCCCUGCCCGCCCCUCGACGAACUCUUCCCCGGCCACAUGCUGGAAGCCCGGGUCCUGGUGGCCCUCUCGGCCCCGCAGGCGCUGCCUCCGUGCCAGGUGGGCGCCCCGGCGGGUUGCCCCGCCUCGCAGCGCUUCCCAACGGGGCUCCUGGCGGGGGCACUGUGGAGCCACGCGGCCACGGCGGCCCGCAAGCAGAAGGUGGAGAACGACCUGCGCCUGCGGAGCCGCGUGAAGGAGGAGGCGGCGACCGUCAUGGGGUCCAUCCUGGAGCGUUGGAAAGGUCUGGCGGGGUACAACCGUAGAGACAGUAUGGCCGCCUACCUCGCCAUUGCACGACAGUGGUCUGGCUUUGGAUGCACGCUCUAUGAAGUCAACUUCUAUAUUAGUUCAACGGAGAGCUUCUCCCAGAAGUUGUGGUUGGGGGUGGCGGCCACCAGCGUGUCUUUGUAUCGGCAGGGAGAGGCCGAGGCCUUGGAGUCUUUUCCGUACGGGCAGAUCUGUUCUUACGGCGUGUCCGACAGCAACACCUUCAAGAUCACCGCGGCGGGGGGCCGGGACCUGCUCUUUGAGACCACCAAGCUGAGUGAGAUCAUGCAGCUGAUGAACGCUUACUUCAACGCCGUCCGGCUCCAGCGAGGCAAAGGCGACGACUUCAAAAUCUCAGACAGCACCGACGUCAGCUUCCGGCACACGCCUACGCCCGCCUUUUUGGAGCUGCCCUCGCAUCCCGUCUGACGCGGGCGCCACCGAGCAACCAAUCGCCAUCUUCCUCAUCCUCCUCGUCCUCCUCCUGGACAGGCAGGCCCGUGUGUCGUCCAGGAACUUUGCUGGAAGAGGCUGCUGAGGUGACACACACGACUUCCACGCGUGUCGGCGGCCAUCUUCCUUCUCUCACGCUCACGGCGAGCGUCCAUCCUGUUUCCUUAAGACCUUGCAGUACCUGGAAGUGUCUUGUGCAGCGAGUCAUGUGACCUUGCAAAGUGCAAGCAGACGUUAAGCUAAGUCGUCGUGGCUGCUGUGGGAGCCAGGUUAUUCAGAUGAUGCUGCUGCUGCUGCUGCUGCUGCUGCUGCUUCUUCUUUGGUCUUUUUUUUCCCUGCCCAGCUGACACGACUGAUGACAUCACAGCUCCUCAUCCCCAAACUACAGUCACUUCAUUAGGUACACCGGAAUGAGAGCCAAUACAAAAAUGUCCUCUUUUUAAUCCACAUUUUUUUCAUGGACACAGUCAGAGACGUAUUCAUCUAUUAUUAUUAUCAGACAUUUAUUUAUUUUGCAUGUAUUAUAUAAUACAUAUUUAUUUAUCAUCUCAUCACAUGUGGGCGUAAUAUUACUGUUAUCCUGCUUGUAGUUGGCACUGACAUACUGCAUCUUGUCGCGGCAUAUUAUUCAUUCAUUCAUGACACUGCUACUCAUUCAAAUAAAAAUCAAAGAAAUAAUAAUUAAAAAAUUGAAUGGAUUUAUCUGUUGAAAACUAAUACAAUUAAUAUUAUUAUUUAGAUAAUUCAAUCUCAAAUAUAAAUGAUUUAUAAUCCCUUUAUAAAUCAUUUAGAAGUAUACCGUAUAUUUGUAUUGAUAUUUUAUCUAAAUAAUAUAUUUUUUUUCUGAAUAAAAAAUAUGUUUUUAAUUGGGUCAAUAUAUGAAUGCUAUUAAAAUAAUGAUAAUUCUGUAUCUAUUCAGUAAGAUAUUUUUGUGAUCAUUUCAUGAUAAUUCAAAAAUGUCAUUAUAAUGCAGUGCAGGGACUAAGGUGUUUUUUUUUGCAGUCAAAACUACAAUCAUGAUAAUCCACACGUGGUUAGAUGAAUAUUAUCUUUGUAAAGGCAGACCUUUUGUAUUGGAUCUCAUUAGAUGCUGACGCCCACCCUCUAAUAAGGCCCAGGAUGUUGUAGUAGAAUUUAUACUGUUUUGUUUUUUUUUUUCUCUUAAGUGGUAAUGUCUUAAAUGCAGACCCAUUAGGAUGACAUUGGAGUCCUACCUUUUUUUUUUUGUUUUUUUACUGCUCAGGGGUCGUAUUGACAAACAAUAGGACAGUCCGGUGCAGACUAAAUCCUGGACUUAAGUGAAACAGACUCCCCAUUUGUAACAACACGGCUGUGAAAUCUUCAACGUUGGGGAUUUUCUGGAACCACUAAUUUUUUUAAAACCCCCCCAGCAAUUUCCCCGUGAAAUUGUGACAAACGAUGCUGCAUUUUUGUCCCGUCACAUUCGAUGCCUUUAAGGGUCUUUCCUGCAGACAAGCAACUUCCACUUUAUUAUAUUUUGAGCUUAAUUAAUUGGUUGUUGAAUUGGUUAACAUGUAAUUAUACAUUUUUGUACAAUUUACAAAAAAACGUCUGCUAGUAUCCGAUCACACAGCAAGUUAGGGACAAUAUAUGAUUUGUGGAUAUGACCCCAAUAUAAAAAUCCUGUCCUUUUUUUUCAUCUUUUUUUUUUUUUGUCUAAAGCCAAAGUUUUACCAUAAGUGGGUUUCCACAUGGACCAAAGAUAUUUUUUCAUGUAAAAAAAAAAAAAAAAAAAGCCCCUAGUUUUCUAUUGAACACUUUAAUUGCAUUAAAUAGGACAAUGCUUAUUUGUGGAGCUCUAAUGGUGCACUACCACCACAUGUGAUUCAGAUCUUGUCACGCUUCUUCUUGGCUUCUUUUCCGACUGCAGCUGCAGGCAGCUCCGGGAUUGCGUGUUGUUGCAAAAACAAACAAAAAAAACACCCCACAAAGUCAGUUUUUGUUUUAUACAAAGCUUGUAUGCUGCAUGGUACCUCUUUGUUAUCUAACGUGUGUGUGUCUAUAGUUUAUUGCACUAUUUUCUUUUUUUAAACUAACUUGAAAGUGCAAUAAAACAAAUACUGUAUGUAAGUAAUAAUAAAAACACCAUUUUAUCAGAUGUUGAAGGAUUGUUGAUUGUUUAAGGCACCGUUGUUAUAAAAGGUCAAUGACUGGCACCAGCAGGAAGGUUGAAAGUUAUCUCCCCCCUUGCGCUACAAAAAAAAUACACAAAAUACUAGAAAAUGCCUUUAUUUCACUUUUUUUUUUUACAUUUUAAAUAGGUCCAUCAAGCAAAGUAACUAUGAAACCUUUUAACACUCACUGGACACUUCAUUAGGUACACCUGCACAUCCAAUGAUCCAUAAAAAUGUGUAUUUUCAUUUUUAACUUCAAUUAGCUGCACGAGAGGGUGAAAAUACAGUAUUAGAAACAGCCAAAUAUAUUUUUCUGGUAUCAGUUGACCUAAUGAAAUGUCAUUUGAGUGUAUGUGUGUUUAUAAUCACUGUCAGUGCAGAUUACCUGUGAACCUGGUCUUAUUUUAUUUAAAUAAAAAAUACAUUGUUCAAGCAUGGACACCCAUCAUGCAUCACCUCAACCCCACGUCUUGACCUGAGGCUACGCUUUUUGAUAGGCUGCAGACGGUUCACAAGCCAUCGGGAGCACACAAAAAAAUAUGGAAAUGAACAAAAAUGGGCAACAAAACCGGGAAACUCCACUACUACUGUUUAGCAUAAAAGACAUGUUAUAUUCAAGGUUGUGGUCUACAUUACUGUGCAAAAUGCUCUAAGACCUGUAUGAGUCCUCUUAUCCGCUGUUUUCCUGCAUGAUUGCUGUGGAAAAGGUCAUUAAAGCGACAAAGCUAGGGGUGCACAGUGCUGCACGUGUGAAUACAACAAGGAGGAGGAAGAGGAGUUACUGUUCCUGCGUGCCCCAGGAGAUGUAGUCGGGCCGGGUGGCGGCGCUGUACUCAUCCACCAGCUGCUGCACCACCUCGCGGGAGUUGUCCAGCUCGUCAAAGUUGUCCUUGAAGAUGUCCUCCUUGCGGAACUGCUCCAGGAAGGCCUCACGUUUGCGCAGCUUGUCGUACUGACGGCACGUACGCUCGAACAGCUGCAAGGAGGAAAGACGGACAGAGUGACGUGACGUCCGCAGGGAGGAAAUAAACUAAGUGGAGCUUCAUGGAAUCGUCUAGAUGUUUCCUGCAGACGGGAAAAGGGGAAAAAGUCUGCUAACACUUACAGAGGAGAUGCUGGUGUGAUUGGCCAUCAUGAGGCCGCUGACUCUGUGGGCUGAUGGCAGGUAGGGGGACUUCCUGGACAGCGCCACCUGGAUGCUGGCAGGACCCCACGGGAUGAAGCUGGCCAGUUUGCGCUCACGGAUCCUUUGGAGGCUUUUGUGCACCUGUUAAAUCAAUCAAUAAUGUUAAAACGUUGUAGAAGACGAAGAAUAUGCUUGGUGGUACCUGAGUGGGGUCCACCUCCCCCUGGAUGAUGUUGAGGAUGGCGAUGUAGCAGUGGCUGGGCUGGCGCUCUCUGCCCGUGGACACCAUCACGUUCUUGGGCUGCAGGAGCCUCCUCAUCACGUCCAGCACGGUGGUCUUCCUCACGCUGGCCACC
Messenger RNA from Dunckerocampus dactyliophorus (ringed pipefish), 6390 nucleotides. It is a transcript of the gene plekhh3, whose product is annotated as pleckstrin homology, MyTH4 and FERM domain containing H3. The transcript has 13 exons. Gene Ontology annotation, cellular component: cytoskeleton. Gene Ontology annotation, biological process: signal transduction. The coding region runs from base 398 to 2749 and encodes 783 amino acids. The record is from RefSeq and is a predicted model, not a curated record. NCBI's taxonomy places the organism in Eukaryota, Metazoa, Chordata, Actinopteri, Syngnathiformes, Syngnathidae.